Molecule: messenger RNA, 1202 nt
Organism: Somion occarium
Lineage: Eukaryota; Fungi; Basidiomycota; Agaricomycetes; Polyporales; Cerrenaceae
Source: the annotation of a GenBank genome assembly
CGCAAGUUCUGCAAUCACUUUGGCUAAGCGCUCAAUGUUCUGGCAAAGGUUGCUCGCGAACUCCUAAACACAUUCUCACCAUCUCUUUCUACAACCAUGUCGUUCUCUGCGUCGAGUCUAGAGCCUCGCAUUAGAGCUAUUUUAACAUCUCCUGGAAUUGACCUUACUACAAUUAGUGCAAAACGUGUCAGAAAGCGCCUUAUUGAUGAAGAUUCCUCGUUAACAGCUGACCUCGUACGAGACAACAAGGCGGCCAUUGACGCAAUUAUAUCGUCUGUAUAUGAAGAGGUGUCGCAGGCUGCCCAGGGAGAUGAAGAGGGGAAUGAGGCGGAUGUGGCAGCAAGUAAACGGAAACGCGAAGACGCUGAUGAAUUGGACGAGGAAGUGGCCAAGGCCCCGGCCGCAGCAAAAAAGGCCAAACGACCUAAGAAGAAAGCCGAGCUCACAGACGCAGAAAUCGCAAAGCAGCUUGAUCAGGAGCUCAACAGUCGUUCACGUACCUCAAGGGCCGGAACGUCGAAACCAAAGAAAGCUACUGCGAAACGCGCAAAGAAAGUCAAGAGUGCAGAGGCGGUAGAUUCUGACGGGAACGAGAUUGAGGGAGAGAAGAAGAAGAGGGGUGGAGGCUUGAACAAGGAAUAUGCUCUCAGUGAACCCUUGGCCUCCCUCUUGUCAGUGGACAAACUGUCUCGUCCACAGGUCGUGAAGCAGAUGUGGGUCUACAUCAAGGCACAUGAUCUCCAAAACCCAGAGGACAAGCGGGAGAUUCUGUGUGACGAACCUCUGAAGGGUAUCUUCCACGUCGACAAGAUGAGUAUGUUCAAGAUGAAUCAACUGCUCGGAGUACAUCUGUUGGAACCUGAACCCUAAUGAUCGUUUGUUUUUCUCGCUGUCUCGUGCCUGCCCGGAACCAGGAUCUCACUCUCAACUGACUUAGGGUCGCUUUAAGUUUUUAUUCUAUGCUCCUAGCAAUUCUUACACUAGCGGCUUUGUGCAUACAUUACACCAAAACUUAAGUUUUCUUCAGUGGUUUGUACAUGGGGGUCCACAGUCUAUUGUACCAUGUUCCAUCUUCACAGCGCUCUGUACUCUUCUGUACUGUAUACACAGGGAAUUGUCAUUUCAUUUGGGGUAUGAUGUCCGUCGAUCUUCGUUGUGGUAAGGGAGUCAGGAGAGUGUCUAGGAGAGCAUUGUAGUCGCAG